Messenger RNA from Loxodonta africana (African savanna elephant), 1726 nucleotides. It is a transcript of the gene C1H6orf120, whose product is annotated as chromosome 1 C6orf120 homolog. Bases 138 to 695 code for a protein of 185 amino acids. The transcript is spliced from 2 exons. The record is from RefSeq and is a predicted model, not a curated record. Lineage: Eukaryota; Metazoa; Chordata; Mammalia; Proboscidea; Elephantidae.
GGGAGGCCACGCCCCACUUCCGCUCCCCCGUGGCCCCGCGGCCGGGUCCGGAUGCUACCCCCGCGGGCCAGCGCCCGCGCCGAGUGGUAACCGCCCGCCCAUGAGGACGCCCUGUGACCGCGCACCCACCACCCACCAUGGCGGCACGCUGGGGGCAGGCGCUGCUGCUGCUCUUGGCUGCCCAGGCCGCGUGGGCCGCGCUGGGCGCUGAGGACGAUGAGGUCCCGGAGGAGUGGCUCCUGCUGCACGUGGUGCAGGGUCAGAUCGGCGCCGGCAACUACAGCUACCUGAGGCUCAACCACGAGGGCAAGAUCGUGCUCCGCAUGCGGAGCCUGCGCGGCGACGCCGACCUGUACGUGUCCGACCGCACCCUGCACCCCAGCUUCGACGACUACGAGCUGCAGUCGGCCACCUGCGGCCCGGACUCGGUGUCCGUCCCCGCGCACUUCCAGCGCCCCGUGGGCAUCGGUAUCUACGGGCACCCGUCGCACCUGGAGAGCGAGUUCGAGAUGAAGGUGUACUACGACCGGACGGUGGAGGCGCACCCGUUGGCGGAGAGCUCCUACUCCCCGGAGGGCGCUGACCCAGCCCAGCGGCGCGCCCAGGCCCCCGAAGACGCACCCCGGGAGGAGGAGUCCGUUCUCUGGACCCUACUCAUCAGCAUUCUGAAGCUGGUCCUUGAAAUCCUCUUCUGAUGUCCCGGACACGGGAGUGCAGCACCUUCCUCCGUGAAGCUGACUGCAGUGGCUGUGAGCUUGGCUACUUUGACCUGUUUGAAAUUGGGGUUGCUUUUUCUAGCUGGGGAUGGAGAAGUGAAGCCAUACAAUUCUGUUACCUCAGUUACCCGAGAGAAGCGGCAGCAGCAAGCACAGUACUGGUUUUCUAUUAAAGAUCAAAAUUCCUGUCAACGGAGUAUGCACAGUAAAACGUUUCAACUCCAUUCUGAGUAUUUGUCAGGCGACUAAAAAAAUAAUUGCAGUAAUGUAGGUGUACGUAAAAAGCCAAAAUAGCAACUUCUUGUGCAGUUACAGGAAUUAGAUUUAAAAGACUGGUAACUUAUGAUUUUAUUCUAAUUAAAGAUUUCAAUGAAGUUACAAUGUCAGCUUUCAAGAGCUGCUAAAAUCAAGUUUAAAACGUCAGGAGGCUCAUUUAUUUGCUCCUUCCUGGGUGCUGACUAAAGCCCCAGGUGCCUUCUGUUCAAGUUAGCUUCUCGCAGCAGGCAGGUGUGAACAGCGACUGUUCCUGGACCACGUCCAGUUAAGAACAAGUCUAAAUCCAGCUGCACCAUAUUUUAUUAGACCAUGUGUAAACUGCAUCAUCUUGGGCACCUAUUAAUUAAAAUUCCCAGUUAUUAAAAAACAUUGCUGUUAUCUGUGGUAGGCCAGAAACAAUUUACAGGAGAGCCAAGUGUCACGGCAUGAUAGUGACUUCUCAAGCUAAUGGAGGAACAGUUAAGUAUUUCAAAUUAAGUUACUAAGUAAUUCCACUGGAUUUUUGCUGAUAGCCAAACCUCCCAGAAAUGACAUUCCUGAAGAUGAGUUGUUUCUCUACCUGGAAUUAGUUUCAAGGGUAAGAACAGCUAUAACAGAAAUAAACCAACUUGUAGAUUUUAAGCACAGUUAAUUCCAAAAAAUGUUUUAUUAGCAUAAAAAUGAGAAUGUUGUAAAUAAAUUGGCACCAAGUAUUUCACUUAAAUGCAUAUUACAAUGUUGGGGUCAAAAAAUCA